CCCGGAAACCGUCCUCGCGUCGCCGUGGGAGCGGCCGCUGGUUUCUCCUGCGUCGGAGGAGGAAGCGCUGGGUGUCUGCGGCUGACGGCGUUCCGGGCCCCUGGAGCGCGGAGUGCCGGGCUGAGGCCCUGUUUUCCUCGGUGCGGUGAUGGUCAUUGCCCUCCUGAACAGGGAUGGAACAAAUAUCAUCCCAGGAUGCAGCAGGAUCACCAAGGGUCCAGUUUCAGUCUUUGGAGGGCCAGUCUGAAUGUCUUUCCCCAGAGCUUCAAUUUCUGCAGGACACCGAGAUGGAACAGGGAUUCACUGGGGGAUUUCCACUUUCCAAGCCUGAUGGGAUCUCCCAGCGGGAACAAGAUCUACAGGUCUUUGAUCUGGAAACUAAGAAUAGAGACGUUAUAGGAGAUGACUGUUCAGAUGGAGAGACCAGAGACGAAAACAAGCUGUUGAUUCCUAAGCGGAAAAUUUCAGAAGAAGUAUGUUCAUACAAAGUGAGAGUAGGAAGACUCAAGCAGGAUAUCGCCCAAGUUCCUGAGACCAGAGAAGUCUAUAAGUCUGAGGACAGGUUAGAAAGGCUCCAGGAAAUCCUAAGAAAAUUUCUCUUCCUGGAGCGAGAGUUUAGACAAAUAACAAUUAGCAAGAAAACCUUCACCAGUGAGAAGAACAGUGAACCUGAAAAGAGUUUCAGUCUGGACUCUGCCCUUGAUACAGACCAGAGAGUGCUUAGAAUACAGACCAUUGAGGACAGUAAGUACGAUGUGAACUUCAGUCAGAACCCAGCUGCUGGUGAACUUGAACAUGCAAACCUAACACAGACUUUUCAGAGUAGUGACUAUAAAGAAAGCUUAAUGGACCUGUCCCACCUUAAUAAGUGGGAGAGCCUUCCUACCCCUGACAGAUCCUAUAAAUGUGAUACAUGUGGAAAAAUCUUCCAUCAGGCCUCUGCCCUCACCAGACAUCAGAGAAUCCACACUAGAGAGAAACCCUACAAAUGUAAGGAAUGUGAGAAAUCAUUCAGUCAGAGCUCAAGUCUCAGUCGACAUAAAAGAAUACACACUAGAGAAAAAUCCUAUAAAUGUGAAGCGUCUGAUAAAUCCUGUGAAGCACCUGAUAAAUCCUGUAACCAGAGCGUUGAUAUAAUUCAGCAUAAGAAGGUUCAUGCCAAAGCCAAGUCUUACAAAUGUAGCAGCUGUGACAGAGUCUUCAGCCGUAGCGUGCAUCUUACUCAGCACCAGAGAAUUCACAAGGAGAUGCCCUGUAAGUGCACCGUGUGUGGCAGCGACUUCUGCCACACUUCGUACCUAGUUGAACAUCAGAGGGCCCAUCAUCAAGAGAAACCCUAUGAGUAUGAUGAAUGUGGGCUGGCCUACGUUAAACAGCAAGGAAUUCGUUUCCGAGAAAAGCCCUAUACAUGUACUGAAUGUGGGAAAGACUUCAGAUUGAAUUCCCAUCUUAUUCAGCAUCAAAGAAUUCACACAGGAGAGAAACUACAUGAAUGUGAUGAGUGUGGAAAAGUUUUCAGCCAAACCUCAUGCCUUAUUCAGCAUCACAAAAUGCACAGGAAGGAGAAAGCGUAUGAAUAUAGUGAUUAUGAGGAAAAUUUCAGUCAUUCAGAUCUUACUCUGCAGCAAGAAGUUCCCACUAGAGAAAAAGUCUUUGAUUGUGAUGCCUGGGAAGAGAACUUCAGUCAGAGAGCACACCUCAUUCACCAUGAAAGAAUCCAUACCAAAGAGAAACCUUAUGAAUGCAGUGAACUUGGGGAGUCAUAUAGUCAAGUUCAGGCCUCGUUCAACAUGUGAGAAUUCAUAGCAGGGGAAGUCACAUACGUGCUUAAUGUGGUAAAGUCUUCAGUUGUAGCUCAGCCCUUACUCGGUAUCAGAGAAUUCAUACCAGAGAGAAACCCUCUGAAUGUGAUGAAUAUUGGGAAGUUUUUUGGUGUUAAACUUGUAAUUGACUCCUGUAGAUCCAUACCAGGAUGUACUGGACGUGGUCUAUAUAUAUCAUUUUCAUACCUUAGUUACAAUUGGGGAAUUUGAACUGGAGUAAAAUUCCACUACUGAAUGUGAAGAAGCCAUCAGUCAAAGAAACUAUCUUGUUGGUUCAGUGUCAAAUUCAUGCCAUGCAGAAAGCCUACGAAGAAAAAUGUGUGGGUAUGUGAGGAAAUUCAUACUGGAGUGCUCCUUCAGCAUCAAAGAAUCUUAUACCCAAGAGAAGUCAUUGGGUGUAAUAAAUAUGGCAAGUCUCUCAGCAAGGGUUCAUCUGUCAUAAUGAGAAUAUACCAGAUGGGACUCUGGAUCUAAUGCAAAUGUCAGAAUGUCUCUAGGAGAUGAGACUGGUAAAUGCAAACACUGAAGUUUGCCACUAUGUUUCAGGCCUUAUCCAAUAUCAAAGUAUUUGAGAGAAAAUUGUUACACAUGUAUACUUGUUCAUAUUUAGCCCCAGUCUUUCCUUGCAGAAUAAUCUAAUUCAAAAGGUAACUUGGUGAAUACAGUCAUUUUCUCAUGGCGUCCUUUAAUAUGUAAGUGUUCUAAGUAGGUAUGAGUAUUUUAUUUAUAGAACUCACUUAAGCGAUCUUUAUUUUAAUAUGCGCUAUAUACAAUUAAAAAUUUUUUUCCUGAAAUUGAUUCUUAUUCACAGCUUCCCUAAGAUACUGUUAAAUGUAUCAGUGUUGAUAAAACUUCUGGAGAGUAGCUUAUUUAACUUUUUGUGGUGUUCUUGACCCAAGUUCUCUCCAAAAUAGACUCAGGCCCAUUCUUUUCUGAGGACCCUACAUCCUAUUGUUCCUUUACAGCUACAACCCUUGGAUUCCUGCAUUCUCUUAGGCACCUUUAAAUGAUGAUUUCCUAGUGGUAAGCUGCUCACCAGCAGAUAAUGCUGUUCCUGCUUCCGUGUUGCUGGUAUGAUGUCUUUCCUAACGUGAAGCAUCUUUUAAGAGAGUUGAAUUUCUACAUCAGCCACCCAUGAGUUUGGAGGAUUUGUCUUCUAAGUUUGUGGCGGGCACCCAAAUACUUCCAAGAGACAUCCAUGUUUUUAGCUGCCUUGUUUUCAUCCACAAUCCUCUAAAAAAGAUGACGACGACAUCAGGGAGCCAAUAAGAUCCCUGGUGGCCUAGCUACAUUCAUUCAGUGCCUAUUUUGCAUGUCUACAUUCAGAAUUCUUUUAUAUGCCUGUAUUGAAGGCCAACAAAAUGCUCAGGUCUGCUUUUGAAAAAAAAUCAGAGAACUUUGUAAGGAAUACAGCCUUCCAAUAAAGAUGUUGCUGUUCUUUGGUAAUAUAUCUAGACAUUAUAUGAAGAGUGUGACAGGUCCAUUCCUGAUAAAAGUUUAACCAUUGGGAUUGUUUCUUUAUCUGUUCUUUAUCUGCCCCCCCCCACUCCCUUCAUCAAGCCAAGGAUAGUAUUUAAAGUGUGGGGGCUCUAUGUAGAAUUGUUCAUGCUUUGCCACACUUUUGUUUGGAGAUGUAGUCUCACUUUGUUGCCCAGGUUGGCCUUGAAUUCCUGGGCUCAAGUGAUCCUCCUGCCUCCCCAAUAGAUGGGACCAUAGACAUGCACCCCGGUGCCUGGAUUUUAUCUUUGUGUUUUAAUAGAAUCUACAGGCUAUAUAAGAAGAUCAUGACUGUUUUGAUUUCUAAAAGUGAUCACAGAUGUUGGCUCCUGACUUCAGGGUCACUGCCUGAUAACCUAAACAGACUUCAUGAUUCUUUGGAUGUUGUCAAAGCAUUUUAUUGGUUUUUUCCAUCUUAAACUUCAUAACAUUUUGUGAAUAAGACAAGUGUUAUUUAAAAUUCUAGUUGUCAAUCAAGCAGUUGAGGCUUUCAUAGUCCAGAUGUUGUAGUGAUCACUAGAGAUCCUCAACAAAUAUAUGAAAAUAUAUUGCUCACUCUAUAAACCUUGUGGCUAACCUCUAAGAUAGCUCUGCCGCUGUACUGUCCUUUCCAUCAGCAAGCAUAGUAUCUCAUCAGGACAAGAAAAUCAACAUAUAUCCAAUGAUCUAAAUGUAAAAGCAAAUGAAAAGUGCAUGUUUUUUUUCCCUAUCAAACAUGUAUGCUCUUACUUAUAGAGACCGGUAGUCCCCUCUGGUGACUAUGAAGCAGAAGAUUAAGUAAUCCCUAAAUAGCAGAGUAUGUAAAAAUCACAUGUAUGCAUUUGGUUUAGGAAUGUGCUUUUGUACUACUACUUGAAUAAAGGUGUGCUUGAUACUCUGAGAA
This is a messenger RNA of Nannospalax galili (Upper Galilee mountains blind mole rat), 4203 nucleotides long. It is a transcript of the gene Znf655, whose product is annotated as zinc finger protein 655. The record is from RefSeq and is a predicted model, not a curated record. Lineage: Eukaryota; Metazoa; Chordata; Mammalia; Rodentia; Spalacidae. The transcript has 4 exons. Bases 174 to 1796 code for a protein of 540 amino acids. Gene Ontology annotation, biological process: regulation of DNA-templated transcription.